Setaria italica (foxtail millet) is the source of this 1264-nucleotide messenger RNA. RefSeq lists its product as uncharacterized. The transcript has 2 exons. Lineage: Eukaryota; Viridiplantae; Streptophyta; Magnoliopsida; Poales; Poaceae. The record is from RefSeq and is a predicted model, not a curated record. The coding region runs from base 86 to 766 and encodes 226 amino acids.
ACGGGAAGCUCACUGCCACUGCCGCCACUCUCCUCACCGACGGACUGCGCUUCACUACGCACCUCUCCUACCCCGACAACGCCCAAUGGCGUCCUCGACGACCACUUCACUCAAGACCGACGGCAAUCCUAUGAGCUUUAUCUCGUCCAUCGAGCCCCUCACAGGAGGGAACUACGGCUCAUCGCGAGAGAAGGUCGAGAUAGCACUUGCGCUGUCCGACAUUGAUUUGGCACUGACUGCUCCCUGUCCCACAGAACCUCAGGACCCCGUGAGGGCCGAAAAUGAAAGUGAGGAUGAUUUUGACAAAAGGGUGCGCGACCAUGCACCAAUAAGAAUGCAGUACGAUCUCGAUCGUGCGAAGUGGGACUCGUCCAACAGAAAGUGCCUGAUGGUGAUCAAAAGCUCCAUCACAGAAGCAAUUAGGGGAGCAAUCCCAGAAUGUAAGACCGCCACUGAGUACCUGACAAAAGUGGAGAGUCAGUUUACUGGCUCUUCAAAAGCAUAUGCAAGCACCCUCAUAAGGAAGCUUGUUACUGCGAAGUACACUGGCGGCGGUGUAAGGGAACACAUAUUGCGAAUGAGCAAUAUGUCUUCCAAGCUAAAGUCUAUGGAGAUGGAGCUUCCAGAAGCCUUCAUAGUUCAUCUGAUCUUCACCUCACUACCAAAAGAAUUUGAAGCUUUUGCUGUGAAUUACAACUCGCAGCCAGAAAAGUGGGGUGUUGAAAAGAAGAAGAGAGGCUUAAGGGCUCAUCCAGUGAUACUAUAAAUUACCUGAGCCAAAAUAAGAAGAGGAAUUUUCAGAAUUCUAAGCCACAAGGGAAACCUCAAUGGAACGCCUCUUCUUCCAAGGCACAUGGAAAGGCUCCAAUGCAAGAUCACCAUCAAAAAUCAAACCAUGAAGUGGUGGUGGAUAAGGAUACUUGCAAGUGGUGCAAGAAGAAGGGACACUAUCAGAAGGAUUGUCCAGAAUUCCUGAAGCACUUGAUGAAAAAAGGGAUUCCAUACGAGGAGGAUCCUGCAAAGAGGAGAAAGAAGCAUUAAAGUUGCAAACGGCGUCCAAGCUGAAGUCGAAGCCGUCGGAGAACUCCCAUUAGAAUUAGCAAAUGGAUUUAUACUUCACUUGAGAGAUGUUCUUUUUGUACCCUCUUUGCGUAGAAACUUAAUAAGUGUGUCGCGCUUAGAUGAUGAUGGUUUUGCUUGUCAUUUUGGUGAUGGACAAUGUAAAAUCAAGUUUAAUAAUGAGAUUGUUGGUCUUGCCUUCCUA